AUACCCCAUAGGAUUUGAGAAGCUUUAACAGAGAUUUCUACAUUUCUCAAUGCAUUAAAUUUAACCAGUGCUAUAUACUGAGAUUUAAUAAAUGUUAAAAAGGAAGUCAUUUUGACAUCCAUUAAAUAAGAAUAAUUGUUUUAAUGGAGUAGGGGAAAUUCAAGUUUGGGGGAAUUACUAAUAUCCAGAAUGAUCAAGAAUGAACCAUAUAUAUUUUCACGCCCUGCCCUAUGUGCCUCCUCUCUCAACCUUUCUUUGCUUGAGGAAAACUCAGUAGAAACGCAGCUACCAUCCAGAUGAAAAGCGCAUGAGCAUUCCAUCUGGGGCAAAUUUUCAUUGGGUUUAAUUGCACAGAUUUUCAAAAGUCCUUGUUUCUUGUUUUUUUUUUUUUUCUUUUGUUUUGGGUUUUUGUUUUUGUUUUUUUUUUUUUUUUUUUUUGAGACACAGAAAAUAGAGAACAGGGGAAUUGACCUAUAGGUUAUACGCUUUGGAUUAAAAACAGCAAUGCACAAAAAACAUGAAAAAAUAUUAAAAUCCAAGCAAUGCAUGUCAUUGAAAAAAAAAGUGUUAGCAGUAUUGAGUUCUAGGAAUCCUUGAAUGGUUUGUUCCUGAUAAUCAGACUGAAAUUUGGUUAUAUAAAUGCUAAGGAACACAGAGAAAUGAGGCUUUGAAAGAAGAAGUAAGUGGGAUACCAAUGUGGAAGAAGAAUAAACAAGAAUUUGGUAAUGUAAAGAAGCCUUUAUUUGAAGCCGAUGAAUGACUUGUCGUGGGCGAGCCCUUCGGGUGCUAUUAAUACUUUCGGGUCGCAGCGGAGACUCUGGCUGUUGUUCAGAAAAGAACUACGAAUCCCAGAAUGCCCUGUUCCCCCAUUUUCCCCGCGAGAAUCCAAGGCAUUGUCCUACAUAAUGGUAGAGGACGAACUGGCACUUUUCGAUAAAAGCAUAAAUGAAUUUUGGAAUAAAUUCAAAAGUACGGACACCUCCUGUCAGAUGGCGGGACUAAGAGAUACCUACAAGGAUUCCAUCAAAGCAUUUGCAGAAAAGCUGUCUGUGAAAUUAAAGGAAGAAGAACGAAUGGUUGAGAUGUUUCUGGAAUAUCAAAAUCAGAUCAGCAAGCAAAAUAAGCUCAUUCAAGAAAAAAAGGAUAACUUGUUAAAAUUGAUUGCUGAAGUAAAAGGCAAAAAGCAGGAAUUGGAAGUACUGACUGCAAAUAUCCAGGAUCUUAAGGAAGAAUAUUCUAGGAAGAAGGAAACUAUUUCUACUGCUAAUAAAGCGAAUGCAGAGAGGUUGAAAAGGCUGCAGACAUCUGCAGACUUGUAUAAAGAUCGACUUGGACUAGAAAUUCGAAAAAUUUAUGGUGAGAAAUUGCAGUUUAUUUUCACUAAUAUUGACCCUAAGAAUCCUGAGAGCCCAUUUAUGUUUUCCUUGCAUCUCAAUGAAGCAAGGGACUAUGAAGUGUCAGAUAGUGCCCCUCAUCUUGAGGGCCUAGCAGAAUUUCAAGAGAAUGUAAGGAAGACCAACAAUUUUUCAGCUUUUCUUGCCAAUGUUCGGAAAGCUUUUACUGCCACGGUUUAUAAGUAACGUACAAAUAGUGUAUAUAAAAACGGUUUAUUUUUCUUCUCUAUUACAUAUCUCUUUUUUUUCUUGUUUUUAUUAUUAUUAUACUUUAAGUUUUAGGGUACAUGUGCACAAUGUGCAGGUUUGUUACAUAUGUAUACAUGUGCCAUGUUGGUGUGCUGCACCCAUUAACUCGUCAUUUCAUUAGGUAUAUCUCCUAAUGCUAUCCCUCCCCCCUCCCCCAACCCACAACAGUCCCCGUUGUGUGAUGUUCCCCUUCCUGUGUCCAUGUGUUCUCAUUGUUCAGUUCCCACCUAGGAGUGAGAAUAUGUGGUGUUUGGUUUUUUGUCCUUGCGAUAGUUUGCUGAGAAUGAGGGUUUCCAGCUUCAUCCAUGUUCCUACAAAGGACAUGAACUCAUCCUUUUUUAUGGCUGCAUAGUAUUCCAUGGUGUAUAUGUGCCACAUUUUCUUAAUCCAGUCUAUCACUGUUGGACAUUUGGGUUGGUUCCAAGUCUUUGCUAUUGUGAAUAGUGCCGAAAUAAACAUACAUGUGCAUGUGUCUUUA
Molecule: messenger RNA, 2121 nt
Organism: Pan troglodytes (chimpanzee)
Lineage: Eukaryota; Metazoa; Chordata; Mammalia; Primates; Hominidae
Gene: SPC25
Product: SPC25 component of NDC80 kinetochore complex
Exons: 8
Coding region: 753-1580 (275 amino acids)
Biological process (GO): chromosome segregation
Cellular component (GO): Ndc80 complex
Source: RefSeq, a predicted model, not a curated record